GUUAAAGAGCAAACCAUGUCGUGGAUACCACAGGAUCUGUCCUCCCUGUGUGCGGUGCAUACUUCUAUAACGAAUUGUUCGCCCUCGACGUUCCUAUUCUUGAAGCUGAUUGCCACGCUUUUUGGUGGCUCCCGAGACGCCGAAGACGAAUAUCUCAGUGGCUUUGGGAACUUCCAUAAUUUCCACGGUGCCAUCGAACAAGAGGAAUUCGAUUUCAUCGUCGUCGGAGCCGGAAGUGCGGGUUGUGUCCUAGCCAAUAGAUUAACGGAAAUAGAGAAAUGGAAUGUAUUACUGUUGGAAGCUGGAGGCGAAGAACCAGAAGCCGCUGAUAUACCUGCUUUUCCACCGAUUAUGCAAGGUUCAAGCAUAGAUUGGCAGUACUUGACUCAACCUUCUUCAACUAGCUGUCGCUCGAGAACCAACGGAAGAUGUUCAUGGGCAAGAGGAAAAGCGAUGGGUGGAUCAUCUACAAUCAAUUACAUGAUUUAUAUGAGAGGUAGCCCAUUGGAUUAUGACGAGUGGGCAGCGAUGGGUAACACUGGAUGGAAGUAUACAGAUGUUCUUCCAUAUUUCAUCAAAUCGGAAGAUAAUAGAAACCUCGAUAGAGUUGAAGCUUAUUACCAUGGUGUUGGUGGUUACCUGACGGUGGAGAAUUUCCCAUAUCAAGAUGUAAAUAUUAGGACGAUUAUUGAUGGUUUCAGGGAAUUGGGAUUAGACGAAUUCGAUCAAAAUACUGAACGACUGAUUGGUACUAUGCUGCUGCAAACCACGAGCAGAGAUGGUGAAAGGUUGAGCAGCAAUGGCGCGUUCAUCAGGCCGAUUCGUAAUAAGAGAGAUAAUCUGACGAUUAGAACGAGAACGUAUGUUACUAGGAUCAUAAUUGAUCCGGAUACGAAGGUGACUUUAGGUGUGGAAUACCAGGACAAGCAUGGUAAUGUGAAGCAAGCGUUCGCUCGCAAAGAGGUGUUAGUAUCGGCGGGUAGCAUAAACAGUCCUAAACUGCUGAUGCUGAGCGGUAUCGGACCCUACGAGGAAUUGUCUCAGCACGAGAUUCCGGUUCUGAAGGAGUUAUCUGUCGGCUAUAACUUACACGAUCACACCACCCUCGAUGGUCUCGUUUUCGCUUUGUCGAAUAAAACGUCAACCGAUGUUGAUGAUGAACAGCGCGACUCGGAUGUGCGAUACUAUCAGCAAACCCAUCGUGGCCCAUUAUCAUCAACAGGUCCAUUGCAAGUGAACGCUUUCGUGCAGACUUUGUAUGCGAAUGGCGAUCGACCCGACGUGCAGUAUUCCUUCGAUUCCACCAAUGUAGGGAACUAUCUCGAAGACGUUGUUCUCACGGCGGAGACCAACAACCAACCGUUGUGCUACUACAACGCGAUCACCGUAAGACCCAUCCUGCUGAAUCCGAUAAGCCGAGGAGUCAUCCGUCUUAACAACAGCGAUCCCGUCUUCGGGGACCCAUUGAUCUACGCGAAUACGUUCUCGGAAAGGUUGGACUUGCUUACGAUCACGGAAGGCAUCAAGCAGGCUCUGAAUUUAUUGAGGACAUCCAAAUUACAGGACGCCGGUUACCAAUUAGUGGAUAUUCCUUUGCCAUCUUGCAGCCACCACGACUUCGGCUCGGACGAUUAUUGGAUGUGCAUUGCGACCGAGUAUACAACGACAUUGUACCAUCCCGUCGGCACGUGCAAAAUGGGCCCCAAGAAUGAUAAAGACGCCGUCGUCGAUGCGAAACUAAGGGUUUACGGUAUCAAGAACCUGAGAGUUAUCGAUGCCUCUAUAAUGCCGAACAUAAUCAGAGGAAAUACCAAUGCUCCUACUAUUAUGAUCGCUGAAAAGGCUAGCGAUCUCAUAAAGAAUGCAUGGCUGAAGGCGGAAGCGCACGUAUACACCGCACCCUACGAUGUCACAGAGAAGAACUACAAAUAAAACACCCUAUCCGUUUUAUACACUCAGUCAUUUAGCUAUUAAUUAAAUACCUUUAUUAGUCAUACAAUUUUUGUUUCCAAUUUGUACAUACAUUUGUAUUCAUUAUUAGAACUACAAUAUCAUUUCAUCUAGGGCCUCAAGAAAUACAAGAAACUAAUUCACCAACUUUAUU
Nicrophorus vespilloides is the source of this 2104-nucleotide messenger RNA. RefSeq names its product glucose dehydrogenase [FAD, quinone]-like. NCBI's taxonomy places the organism in Eukaryota, Metazoa, Arthropoda, Insecta, Coleoptera, Silphidae. Gene Ontology annotation, molecular function: flavin adenine dinucleotide binding; oxidoreductase activity, acting on CH-OH group of donors. Bases 16 to 1932 code for a protein of 638 amino acids. The record is from RefSeq and is a predicted model, not a curated record. The transcript has 2 exons.